Parasteatoda tepidariorum (common house spider) is the source of this 1255-nucleotide messenger RNA. Lineage: Eukaryota; Metazoa; Arthropoda; Arachnida; Araneae; Theridiidae. The record is from RefSeq and is a predicted model, not a curated record.
AAAGUUACGAUCCGUUUUUGUUCGUAAAAGUUUCAAACAAUUUAUAUUUUGAAAUAAAGAUCGAACGCAAAAGUUGAAAAGAUCGGAGCAGUAAUCCUUCUCCUCAAGUUUCUUAAAGCACCCUUAUUUUGUGUUUUGUUUUUGCUUGUUAAGUCGGAUUUCGUUAGUUAAGUAAUACGUUACAAAGAAUUGUAACGCAAAUUGUAAUGUUUAUAUUUUGCUGGUUGAUUAUCUGGAGUAAUUUUUGUUAAUUUCAUUAUUUCUCCUUGUGACUAUGUCUUCAAAGCAGCCCAGGAAAAAACGUCGGAUUGAUGAUGACGUAGGGGAAGGUUGCGUGGUUCAUUGUAACGCCAAAACACUCUUUGAUUCAACGAUGUAUCACAGAAAGCUGGAGCCAAAGAAAAACCUGGGGAAUGCUUCCUCUUCAUUCGUCAAAGCUUCUGACCUUAUUAAGACCUCUCUGAACAAAAAUAGUCCAAGUACGUCGACAUGCGCAACUGUGGACCUUGAAAGUUCAGAUUCUGACUCGAAUAUGUUCGAAACCCUCACCCCCAAAAGGUUACGUAAAUCAGAUGCGACUGUAAUUGCUAAAGACAAAUUUCGUAGUGCUAGUAAAAUACCUGUGCCGACGGGUGCCCGGCAUUUGAGAUCUAGAACCGUCUCUGGCUCAGGUAAAGCAUCGAGGGGUAAAAUUUCUAAUUACUUCAAGCCUGUACCUGGUACUAAGUCAAAGAAAAUUCUUGCAAAGUCUGUCAGAGAUGUAAGAAGGGCGGUUGAUGAUAAAAAAUUGGGAGAGAGCAGAAAUGAGAUGUUUUUUAAAAAGGUGCAGAAUUGUUACGGUCUUUUUGGAGAUCUGGAAGAGUGUGAUGAGGAUCAGCCUAAUUACUUUGAGAGGCUGCCCGAGCACAUUAUCGAAACCAUCUUGUGUCAAAUCCCCAUGCUCGAUUUGUUGAACUGCCGUUGUGUGUCUAAGUUGUGGAAUUCUGUCAUUAAUAAUUCUAAGUUCAUAGAUUGGAAGAAGCUGUACUAUAAAAUAAAAAUGAAAGAUUCACGUGCAUUACUCGUGAUAAAACAUAAAGCUCACAAAUAUGGACUGAAAAAUGUUGAGGAUGCAUUCAUAGUGUUUAUCAAAUAUAUGAGUGAAGGGUUUUUGCGAAAACCUUCAAGGGGCAUGUAUGAUCUUUUAAUCAAAAAUGAGAAAGCAGUGAUAGCUGAAUUAGUGCUAGAAGAACGAUUUCCUGAUCUAUGCAAAAAA